This is a messenger RNA of Trichoderma atroviride IMI 206040, 1716 nucleotides long. RefSeq lists its product as uncharacterized. Gene Ontology annotation, cellular component: cytosol. The record is from RefSeq and is a predicted model, not a curated record. Lineage: Eukaryota; Fungi; Ascomycota; Sordariomycetes; Hypocreales; Hypocreaceae. Gene Ontology annotation, molecular function: GMP kinase activity. Gene Ontology annotation, biological process: purine nucleotide metabolic process.
GCCUCUCCGCCUCCCGGCCAUAUCAACACUUCGCCCACUCAUCCCCCGGUCCUCCAUACUCCGACCACUAAGCACAAUGGCUACCCCUCCCCCCGACACCCGCCCCAUCGUCGUCUCCGGCCCUUCUGGCGUCGGCAAGGGAACCCUCUACGGCAUGCUCUUCGACCGCCACCCAGACACCUUCGCCCUGUCCGUCUCACACACCACGCGCGACCCUCGUCCCGGCGAGGAGCGCGGCGUCCACUACCACUACGUCACCAUGGAGGACUUUGAGGACCUCAUCGCAAAGGACGGCUUCGUCGAGCACGCAAAGUACGGCCGCAACCGCUACGGCACCAGCAAGAUGACCAUUGAGGAGCAGACCAAGAAGGGCAAGGUUGUCCUGCUGGACAUUGAGAUGGAGGGCGUCAAGCAAAUCAAAAACUCCGGCAUCUCGGCCCGCUACAUCUUCGUUUCCCCGCCAUCAAUUGAGACCCUGGAGAAGCGCCUGCGUGGCCGAGGCACUGAGACCGAGCAGAGCGUCCAGGAGAGACUGUCUCAGGCCCAGAAGGAGCUCGAGUUUUCCAAGACACCCGGCGUUCAUGACAUCAUUAUUGUCAAUGACGACCUCGAGGAGUCAUACAAGAAGUUGGAAGAGUUUGUUUACAAGUCUUAGGAGUAAACCCAAGAACUACACGAUACGAUUUCAUGGCAAAUACCCACCAAAAAGUCCCUUUCCUAUACAGUAUAGAUAAAGAGCGUCAUUUACAACAUUCCUAUUGCUGUUAGAAUAGCCGCAAGACGCAAGGUUCACGAAUCGAUUCACGACAUGGAGUCAAGCUUGGAAAUAUUAAAAUAGGAGAUAAAUGCAAAAUUAAUCAACAUAUCAUACUCUCUCUCUCUCUUUCCAUUCUGCCACUCUCUUCCUUAACAACUCAACUAACUGUAGGUAUAUUGAAAGUACAGGUAUGGGGAUCUGAUUAAAACGUAAGAAAAUGGUCAAGGAAGGCUCCGAUGGUACUACUAAAAACAAAAUAAAUGCGUAUUAAAAGACCGCAGACGAGAUGAUUCGGACCACUGAGCGUUUCACGAUGGGCAGAAUUCAUGCUGCCCUUAUAAACGUCGCAUGGUUGGUGAGAGCGCGCCCAGUCUCUUGUAAUGGCAUUCCGCCCCCCAGUGCUCUCGCCUUUGUGCGUUGCUUGAAGUGAAAACAAAGCGAAUAUUGAGUCGGAUUGCGGUGCAGAGAAAUCCGGUCCGCACAUCUCCAAAUAGAAAAUACACUGCUUUUUACCGCGCAUAACACCACCCACGAGGUGAGAAUAAUCGUAAGACUGGCUGGUCGUCGUUCCACCUAGAGAACGCCAUCACUCUACUGGCCAAACGUCAAGCACGAGCGAAAAUUUAGUAUCCGUUGAUGCCCAUUCGCUGGGAGCCUCGGCUCAUCUCACGAUCAGCAGCAGGGCUGAUCGGUCUGCUGGCGGCACCACCACCGUGUGCGCUGCUCUCCUUCAGUGCGAGCAGCUGCUUAGCACGGAAAGUCUCGUAGUGGAUCUGGGAGGUGGUCUCGAUAAGGUCCUGGAGGUGGGUUCGGAGCAAGAAGUUUCGCAGGUAGACGAAUUCGCAGUGGUUCUCGUCCUCAACGUUGAUCACACCCCAGCGGUUCUGGCGACCACGGACUUGCUUGCCAUUGACAAUAAUGUUGCUCUCAGAGCCAACAACCGCAAAAGGAACCAAGCU